AUGCGUGGAGACCAAGCCGAAAGACACCAGACCCGUAGUGAAGCCGAGCGUCUCCUUUCCGGCGACUCGAUGGAGAUGGGGGAUACGAGUCCUCGGCAGACGAGGGAGUGCAAACACCCAUCGCAGGUGGAAGAGAGAUACACGGACGAGCAGAGCAAUGGACAAGCUUCAUCCUCGCGACUCACUGCUGCUGGUGAAGAGGAGGUUGCGCCAAUAAAUGGACGCCAUACGGAAUACAGGGUGUACAAAAUCAGGUGGUUCGGGCUCUCUCAGCUGAUCUUGCUUAACAUCGUUGUGAGCUGGGACUGGCUCUCCUUCUCCGCCGUCGCCAACACCGCUGCAGACUUCUACUCUACAAACCCUAGCAUCAUAAAUUGGCUUUCCACGGGAUUUCUCUUCGCCUUCGUCGCCGCCGCUCCAGCUACUAUCUGGACCCUCCAUACCGGCGGCCCGCGGCUCGCAAUCAUCAUAGCAUCCAUCCUCAUUCUUCUGGGAAACUGGAUACGCUAUGCUGGCACACGGACCUCACCUCCCAGCUUCGGUCUUACGAUGUUCGGUCAAAUCCUCAUCGGUCUGGCGCAACCCUUUGUCCUCUCAGCGCCCACUCGGUACUCAGACAUCUGGUUCACGCCCUCCGGCCGCGUCUCCGCUACCGCAGUCGCUUCCCUCGCAAACCCCUUCGGCGGCGCGCUAGGACAGCUCAUCAACCCCUUUCUCGCAGCCAAAGCUUCCGAUAUACCAAAUAUGACCCUCUACGUCGCCAUAAUCUCGACCGUUGCCUCAAUCCCUUCCUUCUUCAUUCCCUCCAAACCACCCACGCCCGUCUCCCCGUCCUCCACGCACACCGCGCCUGGCAUCCGCGAAACAGUAAACCUGCUGGGCAGGAACCCAACCUUUUACCUCAUCUUACUGCCUUUCGCCGUCUAUGUCGGCUUCUUUAAUUCGAUCUCCUCGCUCCUCACUCAAAUCAUGACGCCCUACGGCUUUUCGGAAACGGAGAGCGGCAUUGCGGGCGCUGUACUCAUACUAAUUGGGCUGGUUAGCGCAGCUGUUACUUCGCCGAUUAUGGAUCGCACGAAGGCUUAUCUACCUUUCAUCAAGACUUCGGUUCCGCUGAUCGCGCUGUGCUAUCUUGCUUUUAUCUGGGCGCCUGGAACUCGCAGUCUGGUGGCUCCUUACAUCAUUCUCGCCAUCCUGGGCGCUGCUUCUUUCUCCCUAGUUCCUGUGGCGUUGGAAUGGUUGGUCGAAGUUACAUGGCCUGUAGGUCCCGAAACCGGUUCUACAAUCUGCUGGACUGGCGGCCAGUUGCUGGGUGGAAUCUUUAUUGUAAUUAGCGAUGUAUUGAAAGAAGGGAGCGAGGGUAAUCCGCCCUUUACGAUGGGUAAGGCAUUGAUCUUUCAAGCGGUAGUGAGUGCGGCUGUCGUGCCUUGCGCGAUGUGUUUGGGGCUGGUGGGCAAAGUCACACGAGGGAGAUUGGAAGUUGACAAUGGCGUUGCGGCAGAAGACCGGGAGGGUUGA
Messenger RNA from Letharia columbiana, 1518 nucleotides. RefSeq lists its product as uncharacterized. The transcript is spliced from 2 exons. The coding region runs from base 1 to 1518 and encodes 505 amino acids. Gene Ontology annotation, biological process: transmembrane transport. Gene Ontology annotation, molecular function: transmembrane transporter activity. Gene Ontology annotation, cellular component: membrane. NCBI's taxonomy places the organism in Eukaryota, Fungi, Ascomycota, Lecanoromycetes, Lecanorales, Parmeliaceae. The record is from RefSeq and is a predicted model, not a curated record.